Molecule: messenger RNA, 2277 nt
Organism: Habropoda laboriosa
Lineage: Eukaryota; Metazoa; Arthropoda; Insecta; Hymenoptera; Apidae
Product: protein yellow-like
Exons: 8
Coding region: 1-2277 (758 amino acids)
Cellular component (GO): extracellular region
Source: RefSeq, a predicted model, not a curated record
AUGUUGCACAAAGUGAAAUUUAUAUCUUCGUUCACGUUGACGAUCAUCGUGAUUGUCCUCGCCUUAGUCAACAGCGGAAAGGCGUCUCUCGAUGGAAACGUGAAAUGGACAGGUGGAACUUUUGAAUGGCCUUGUCCAACCACGAAGAACAUGUUCAAAAGCAGCGGGAAAUACAUUUCGAAGAACGUGAUAGCGACUAGAGCUGCCAUCUACAACGACGACGCCAUUUUGGCUCUGCCCAGGUUUAAGCCCGGUGUUCCAGCGACAUUGGCCAAAAUUUCUCGAGAGAACAAGAGCUGCGAGGCGACCCUGGUCCCUUAUCCUUGCUGGUCCCUUCAGGAAGAAGGAACCUGUACAGCGCUGCAGAACGUGGUAGAUAUUUACCUGGAUCCUCAGAACAUCCUCUGGGUCCUCGAUACCGGUGUGGUGAACACUUUGGACGAACCUACUCGCAAGUGUCCACCGAAAGUCUUGGCCAUCAACGUGAGCACUGGAAAGCUGGUGAAGACCGUGGAGUUAACAGGCCUGACGACGGCCACGUCUCGCCUCCAAUACGUGGUGUCGGACUACAGCCAGGACGGGAGGGUGUUCAUCUACGUGUCAGACGCUGCCACAAGGGCCAUCCUCGUCUACGAUGUGACAUCGGGACGCGGUUAUCGCGUCGUCUUGCCGCAAGCUGUCGCCAUAGGAUGCACAAGAAGAGACGUUUUGUACCUCGCCCUUCUCCGACGUUCAGACGGAAGUACAUGUCUCAUCUUCACCUACCUGAGCAGCAGCCGUAUAUUUUCCAUCAGGACCCAACACUUACGGAACGGUUCAACGAAUGGGAAGAUCCACGAUCUUGGAUUGAAACCGAGGAAGAUGGUGUUUUUGGGUACGGACAAUGGAAGCGCCCUUUUCUUCCGCUACGAAGGCGAAUCAGACGUUUACAGAUGGGACGCUACCCUUCCUUUCGAUCCAAAAUGCUUCCAACAGGUGUAUACCAGCGCGGAAUGUUCCCUUGCCACUCAUGUUGUUGCUGAUUACAAGAGAGGAAGGAUGCGAGUGCUCGAAUCGAACUUCCCUGAUUACAUGCAGGGAACGAUUGGCUGCGGUGCCAGCCAAGCACUUAGUCUAAUGAUGCUGCCUCUAAUCCUGCUAGCAGGACUCUCCUGCGUCUCGACGACCGCGCAGAUCCUCGAGACCGUGGCUCAAUGGCCACUGUUAGACUUCGCUCUUCCCUUCGACCAAGAGUUCCUAAAUCAGUAUCGUCCGGAGAACGUGGUGCCAACUGGAAUCGAAGUUACCUGGGACAAGGUCUUCGUGAGCAUUCCAAGAUUGCGCGCUGGCGUUCCGUCGACCUUGAACUACUUCCCGAGGAAUAUUCCACUGGAGAGUAGCCCGCAGCUUCAAGCGUAUCCGUCCUGGGACUGGCACAGUGCCGGAAGAGGAGAUUUGAACUGUUCCAAGCUGAUCUCCGUCUAUAGGACGAAAUUGGACAGGUGUAAUCGAUUAUGGGUUGUCGACAGCGGUAUCAUGACGUCGAUCGAUAACUUCACGCCUGUCUGCACGCCGAAAAUAAUGGUGUUCGACCUGAAAACCGAUCAGCUGGUGCGGCAGUACGAGUUCCCGCGUGAUGCUCUGAGGCCCAACACAUUACUGACGAAUCUAAUUAUCGACGACACCUCUGCGACAACCUGCGACGACGUGUUCCUCUAUAUAUCUGACACAGCAGGACCCGGUCUUCUGGUGUUCGAUGGCGCCACUGACAGGAGUUGGCGUGUGGUGCACGCGACGAUGUAUCCCGAUCCAAAUUUCUCCAUGUACCGGAUUGGUAACGACAUGUUCGAAUUACUAGACGGUGUGGUUGGUCUAGCAUUUUCUGCUCGUCUUGGAACGGUCUACUAUCAGCCUCUAGCGACAGAUCGUCUGUUCAGCAUACCGACAACGGCUCUUCAAGCUGGUCCUCCGGCCUUCGGUGAACAGUUACCUGUAACAUUGGUCGGCAAAAAGUCCAGUCAAGGUCUCGCGUUGGCCGUUGACCCUCGCGACGAUACGAUUCUCUUUGCACCUUUCACAGAAACCAUCAUUGCUGCCUGGCAGCCUCAAACCAAUAAACAAAGGAUCGUCGCCUUCAGUCCGGAGAAGCUCCAGUUCACCGCUGAAAUCCGAUGGGCGGAACACGACAACGGCAACAUCUGGAUAAUGUCCAGCAGGUUCCAGAAAUUCUUCAGGCGGCAGGUGAACAUACGCGACAUCAACAUCCGUGUGAUGAGGUUGAGGCCAAUCUUCUUCUGA